CGAGGCAUCGAAGGGCCUAUUUUGGGAAACCAGAUAUCCAACACUAGGUAUAGAUCUUGGGGAUACACAUAGGUAGCUAACAAUGCCCUCAGAUUUGAGCUUCUUUUCCUCGACCGCCCCCCAGCCCGCCAUCAUCCCGCAGGCCGUCGUCGACCUCGCGCCCUCAGUGCAGAUCCGCUACAUCGGGUCGGUGCGCGCGGGCGAGCCGAUCCAGCUGACGGCGAACAUGUCAAUCACGGCGACGAACCACUACAGCGACCCCGAGGUGGCGCCGGGCCAGCUCGACAUCGUGCUGAUCCCCGGCCCGGACCCCUUCGUGCCCGUCAAGCCGGGCAUGGUCGAGUGGCUGCGCGCGCAGGGCGCGGUGCCGGGAACCGACAUCCUGAGCGUGUGCACGGGUAUUUUUGUUUGUGGCGACGCCGGCCUGCUGAAGGGACGGGAGGUGUGCGGGCCCCGCGGGCUCCAGGAUAUGAUUCGCGCGAGGGGGUAUGGAGAGAAGGCGCUGGUGGGCGACAAGUAUCGGUGGACUCAGGAUGGGAAUCUGUGGAGCAGUGGCGGCGUAACCAAUGGCAACGACCUCGUGGCAGCCUACUGCCGAGCCUCCCCCAAGUUCCCGAGCGAGAUCGUGGAGAUCACGUGUGAGAACAUUGACGUGGGUGAUCGUCCCCGCGAGUAUACCAAUGGUAAGUCAGGCCUUUUUUCCAGCACCUACCUAGCUAGCUAUUUAAGAUGUUUGAUGUGUUUUGUGCCUGGCUAAUGUGGUUGCCCUUCCUCCUGGGGGGUGGUGCGCAGAAUUGACAUUUCCGGAGAUAAUUAAGAAAAUUGUCGAGGCUGCUGCUAGCAAGGCUACCUAGGUACUGUAUCUUAGGAUGACAAUUGAGAUUUGGUUAUUUGCGAGAAGUGGGUGGCGAUAAUGAAGGAUGGUGAUCAUCGAUGAUGGGACUCCUCCGCUCAAUGACAUAGAC
Messenger RNA from Hypoxylon fragiforme, 965 nucleotides. RefSeq names its product class I glutamine amidotransferase-like protein. The record is from RefSeq and is a predicted model, not a curated record. Bases 83 to 757 code for a protein of 224 amino acids. NCBI's taxonomy places the organism in Eukaryota, Fungi, Ascomycota, Sordariomycetes, Xylariales, Hypoxylaceae. The transcript has 2 exons.